Molecule: messenger RNA, 1557 nt
Organism: Verruconis gallopava
Lineage: Eukaryota; Fungi; Ascomycota; Dothideomycetes; Venturiales; Sympoventuriaceae
Exons: 3
Coding region: 1-1557 (518 amino acids)
Biological process (GO): positive regulation of proteasomal ubiquitin-dependent protein catabolic process; protein polyubiquitination; ubiquitin-dependent protein catabolic process
Cellular component (GO): ubiquitin ligase complex; cytoplasm
Molecular function (GO): ubiquitin conjugating enzyme binding; ubiquitin protein ligase activity; zinc ion binding
Source: RefSeq, a predicted model, not a curated record
AUGGCGGACUCCGACGACGACUUCAGCAUGCAGAGCAGCGAUGGCGAGCCCGUGCUUGACGACGACAGCGGCAUGAGCGACGGGGAUGGCUCCGAUCUCGAGCUCGAGGACUACGACGACGAUGAUGACGACGUGGGGUUCUCUCAAGAUAAGCCCCCGAAGCAGAAAAAGAAGUCGUACGAGGUCGACUUCAAGGUUCUGUCGCCGCAGGACAUCCAGGACUUGCAGGAUCGUGAGGUUGAUGAGUGCAAGCACCUCCUGGGCCAGCCUCGGGAGAACGUCGCCAUACUCCUGAGGCGUUUCAAAUGGAACAGAGAGAGGCUUAUGGAGAAGUACCUCGACAAUCAGCAGGAGGUCUUGGAGGCCACUGGUCUAGAGGAGGACGAAUCUGGCAAGACAAAGAUCGAGGAGAUGAGCGAGCCGUUCCUGUGUGAGAUCUGCUGCAACGACGAGCCCGGGCAGAAGACGUACGCCAUGAAGUGUGGCCAUCGCUUCUGCGUGGACUGCUACAAGAUGUACCUGGCAACCAAGAUCAAGGAGGAAGGUGAGGCAGCCAGGAUAAAGUGCCCUGGCAAUGACUGCAACCGGAUCGUGGAUUCGAGGUCACUGGAUCUGCUAGUGGAUGACGAUCUCCAGGAGAGAUAUCAUGAACUUCUCACACGAACAUAUGUCGACGACCUCGAAAAUCUCAAGUGGUGCCCGGCACCAAACUGUGUAUACGCCAUCGACUGCAACGUCAAAGCCCGAGAUCUCUUGCGAAUCGUCCCUAGCGUGCACUGCAAGUGUGGGCACAGCUUUUGCUUUGGCUGUACGCUCAACGACCAUCAACCAGCGCCGUGCAGUCUGGUGAAGAAGUGGUUGAAGAAGUGCGAGGACGAUUCGGAAACGGCGAACUGGAUCUCAGCGAACACAAAAGAGUGUCCCAAGUGUCACUCGACCAUCGAGAAGAACGGUGGAUGCAACCACAUGACGUGUCGGAAGUGCAGAAACGAGUUCUGCUGGAUGUGCAUGGGCGUGUGGUCAGAGCACGGCACGAGCUGGUACAACUGCAACCGAUACGAAGAGAAGAGCGGUCAAGAAGCACGAGAUGCACAGGCAAGGUCGCGACAGUCGUUGGAGCGUUACCUGCAUUAUUACAACAGAUACGCCAACCACGAACAAUCGGCCAAGCUGGACAAGGAUAUCUAUCUUAAGACGGAGAAGAAGAUGACGCAGCUGCAGACGACGGCCAACAUGUCCUGGAUCGACGUGCAAUUCUUGGAGGCGGCGUCACAGGCGCUGCAGAGCUGCCGCCAGACUCUGAAGUGGACGUACGCGUUCGCUUUCUACCUUGCGCGAAACAACAAGACGGAAAUGUUUGAAGACAACCAGAAGGACCUAGAGAUGGCCGUCGAGAACCUGUCGGAGAUGUUUGAGAAGCCCGUAGACCAGAUUGGCGGUCUCAAACGGGAGAUUCUCGACAAGACGACGUACUGCAACAAGCGCCGCGUUACGCUUCUGGAGCACACGGCUCAAGAGCUAAAGAAAGAUGGGUGGGAGUUCAAUGUUGAGUUAUGA